GCUGAGAGGCAUGUUGGACAGAGACGUGUCGGUGGAGCUGCCCUUCAUCCUGAUGCACCCGAAGCCUGUGGAGCCGCCGCUGUCCCGCCCACAGUCAGCUGUGCCAGAGAUGGACCCCCCCAUCGACACCAAUUUGAUAGAAUUCGACACAAACAGCGUCUCCCAGGACGACGACUUCGUCUUCGAGGACUUCGCCCGUCUGCGGCUCAAAGGCGCCGUGGACGACAAAGACGAGGACUGCUAGGAGCUCCACACACACACACACACACACACACAUUCCCUGGUGGAGGGGGGGGGGGGAUGAGGGCAUGUUUGGACGGAGGCCUCGCGGGUUUUUGGGGGUUUUCAGCCAUUUCAUCUUCCCGGCUCCAUUUGUUCCGUCUUUCUCUGUUUCUGUUUCUUUGCUGAAGGUUGUGAAGCAGCUGCAGGACAGAUGUUAAAAAAACGUGAAGGAAU
Messenger RNA from Anarrhichthys ocellatus (wolf-eel), 456 nucleotides. Its product is annotated as arrestin red cell-like. Gene Ontology annotation, biological process: positive regulation of ERK1 and ERK2 cascade; signal transduction; G protein-coupled receptor internalization. Bases 11 to 244 code for a protein of 77 amino acids. Gene Ontology annotation, cellular component: cytoplasm. The record is from RefSeq and is a predicted model, not a curated record. The transcript is spliced from 4 exons. NCBI's taxonomy places the organism in Eukaryota, Metazoa, Chordata, Actinopteri, Perciformes, Anarhichadidae. Gene Ontology annotation, molecular function: angiotensin receptor binding.